GCAAAAAAAAAUACAGAACACACAGCUUCCAAAAACAAAAAGGAAACGGAGUGAUUCUUUAAUCUUUCUCUACCGUCAAUACAUAUAUAUAUAAACACUAUAUAGCUCUCCUCUAUCUAUCUAUCUAUCUAUCUGCACACAAAAAAAAAAUCACUUCUCUUUUUAUUUUAUAUUUUUUUUAUUGAAUCUUCCUAAUCGCGAACAGAGAAAACAGAGUAAUGCAACAACAAGGUGAACCAUCGAUUUUGAGCUUGAGACCCGGCGGUGGCGGCGGUGGAAAAAGGCUUUUCGUUCCUCGCUUUAGCUCCUCUUCCUCCUUUGAUCUUACCAAUGGCGGUGCUACCGGAGAAACCCUUAUUCCCGUCAAGAGAGAAAAUUCUGGUGAACGUGUGCAGUUUAGCCGAGACCAGUUGCUACAGGUCAAACAGUCUGUUCAAGUCUCUGAUGAUAUCCUGAGACGCUGUAAGGAAAUUGCAGUUGAGCUUUUUGGCGAAGAUCAGAGUUGGGGGAAUCGUGCAGCCGAGAGUAAACCAACAAAUCAGCCACAGAAUCGUUAUUCCCAGCCUGAUACCCGUGACUGGCAUAGUCGUGUGCAAGUUCCAACCUCUGGUAAAGAAUGGUUAAGAGACGACUCUCGUGAAGCUAAAAAUACAUCUCAAUGGUCUGGUCCUGCCCCUGUGCUGGUGAAAGCAGAAGUCCCAUGGUCAGCUAAAAGAGGAGCUCUUUCAGAUAAAGACCGAGUCCUCAAGAACGUGAAAGGUAUUCUGAACAAGCUUACCCCGGAGAAGUACGAGCUUCUUAAAGGUCAAUUGAUUGAUGCUGGCAUCACUUCUGCUGACAUCCUAAAGGGAGUGAUACAGCUGAUUUUUGAGAAUGCUAUACUGCAGCCGACCUUCUGCGAGAUGUACGCUCGUUUGUGUUUUGAUAUUAACGGAAAGCUUCCUUCGUUUCCACCUGAGGAACCUGGUGGCAAAGAAGUGACUUUUAAAAGACUCCUUUUAAAUAAUUGCCAAGAGGCGUUUGAGGGUGCCACUGCAUUGAAGGAAGAAAUUAGAAAGAUGACUAAUCCAGACCAAGAAAUGGAAAGAAUGGAUAAGGAGAGAAUGGUGAAGCUCCGGACACUUGGAAAUAUUCGUCUAAUUGGUGAACUUCUCAAGCAAAAGAUGGUGCCUGAUAAGAUAACUCAUCACAUUGUCCAAGAGAAGACAGUAAAGCUUGCCCAGCAGAGGGAGAUGUUGAAGCUCUCUGCCAAUUUUUUGUAACCAUUGGGAAGCAACUUGAAGAGAAUCCAAGAUCUCGAGGUAUAAAUGACAUGUACUUUGGCCGUCUGAAGGAACUAGCAAUGCACCCUCUACUAGAGCUGCGCCUCAAAUUUAUGGUCCAAGACGUUAUUGAUCUUCGACGUAACAAAUGGGUACCGAGGCGUGAGGAGGUGAAAGCAAAGAAGAUCACCGAAAUCCAUUCCGAGGCAGAGAGAAAUCUCGGGUUGCGUCCUGGUGCAAUGGCAAGUAUGAGAAACAACAACAACAACCGUGCUGCGGCUUCUGGUGCAGCGGACAGUAUUGGCUCUGGACACAUCUUUGGCCGUCCUGGUACUGGAGGAAUGAUGCCUGGCAUGCCUGGUGCUAUGAAGAUGCCUAUGGCUGAAGGUGGCUGGGAAAUACCACGGACCCGAUCCAUGCCCAGAGGGAAUAGACAAACAGUGCAGCAGCCUCCUUUUGUGCGUGUUCAGCCUCCUCCUGCUAUCAACAAGUCGUUCUCAGUCAACUCAAGGCUUCUUCCUCAGGGCAGUGGAGGCCUUCUUAAUGGCGGUGGUAGACCAAGUGCUCUUUUGCAAGGUAACGGUUCUAGCUCAGCUCCUCAAGCCUCUAAACCCAUUCCAACUGUUGAGAAGCCGUUACCACGGUCUCAACCUCAGCCACAGCCACAGCCACAGCCACAGGAGGCGGCUCCUCUGGCUAAUAGCCUGAACGCAGGAGAGCUGGAAAGAAAAACCAAGUCGCUUCUUGAAGAAUAUUUCAGUGUUCGUUUAUUGGGUGAGGCAUUGCAAUGUGUUGAGGAACUGAAAUCUCCAUCUUACCACCCGGAGCUAGUCAAGGAAGCCAUCUCACUCGGUCUAGAGAAAAACCCUCCGUUGGUUGAACCAAUUGCCAAACUCUUGAAACAUCUGAUCUCCAAGAAUGUGCUAACAUGUGAAGACUUAGGGGCGGGUUGUUUUCUCUACGGUUCAAUGUUGGAUGACAUUGGAAUCGAUCUGCCAAAAGCACCAAACAGCUUUGGAGAGAUUUUAGGGGAGUUGGUCUCAGCUAAAGCCUUGGAAUUCGAGUUUGUAGGAGAGGUUGUGAAGAAGAUUGAAGAUGAGUGGUUCAGAAAUAUCGUGCUUGAGGCGGUUUCAAAGAGUAUUACCGCGGCUAGCGAGAGUCCAUCAGGAUAGUGUCUAUAUGGAAUCGCAGGCGAAGAAGUUCUUAAAACUUUUACUUGAGAAUAGUCUGAAUCAUUUUUUUCUUAUAAAGGUUUUGAGUUAAUAUCAUAUACUUGGACGAUUUGGUUCAGCUUUGUUUACCUCUCGUGUUUUUUUCGUUCAUCUUGAGUUUUGAAACAUUUCAGGGUGAGAAAAAAAAGAAAGUUACAUUUGUUAUCCUA
Molecule: messenger RNA, 2643 nt
Organism: Camelina sativa (false flax)
Lineage: Eukaryota; Viridiplantae; Streptophyta; Magnoliopsida; Brassicales; Brassicaceae
Source: RefSeq, a predicted model, not a curated record